Molecule: messenger RNA, 295 nt
Organism: Staurois parvus
Lineage: Eukaryota; Metazoa; Chordata; Amphibia; Anura; Ranidae
Source: the annotation of a GenBank genome assembly
GCCCAUGCUGAAAAAGAAAAAAACUACUGGGACUCUGUACUCUGAAGAUAAAUGUUUUUGGAACUGAUGGCAUUGCAAAGGUGAGGAGUACAAAGAAAAAUGUAUGGUGCCUAUAGUGAAACAUGGUGGUGACAGUGUCCUUCUGUGUGGCUGCAUGAGUGCUGCUGGUAUCGUGGAGCUGCAUUUUAUUGAUGGCAUCAUGAAUUCACAGAUGUACUGCUCUGUAUUGAAAGAGAAGUUUUCCAACAUGACAAUGAUCCAAAACAUACAUCUAAAACCACAGUUGUAUCUCUGA